ACCCCGACCUGCGACCCAUGAUAAAUUACCCGACCUGUCACGGGGUGGGUCUGAGUACCAAGAAACCCGCCUCGUAUCUGCCCAUUGUCAUUCCUAGCCCUAACCGAAUUGCUCAAUGAUUCGUAUCAAAAGCGGAGCUGAAUUUUUGGGCCAGAGCCCAUCACCAACUUUUCAUCCGUCCGCCCAAGGCCCAAACCCUUCAAAAGCCCGGGAAAGUGGAGGCCGAAACACCACUGUUUUGUCUUUGUGCUGGGAAGAAUCACACGUGUCACGUGUUCUUCAAACUUCAGUUACCAACGUUUGGGACAGCCGGACAGGGGAGACGUCAAAAUAUGAUAUUUUCCAUGCACAAACUACAGGCUGUGGAAUUGUUCGGCAGCCAGUUGCCGUUCGGUGGAUGUGGAGAAGAAGAAGAAGUUUCGCAUAAGACAGGGAACUGUGACGAAUUAUCGUCCUUUUCGCAAAAGUCAGAUGGGCUGCCGGCAGCCGCGUGUAAUCCUUUUUCGACUACUAGAGGGAAGUUGCUUGCGUCAGGAUUACUAAUUCUGCACCGGCGGGAGAACGACAGAACCGACAAUAUAUUUGGGCACCGCGUAACUUUGUGCUAACCUCUCUUUCCAGCUAUCACUUACGCCCCAAAUGGUCAAAUCAAACAAUUUAUCCCGGAAAAUCCACAACCCUACACAACUUGCUCCAUUUCUACACAUUAAUUAAUUAAUUUUAUUUUCUCUUGUUUUUAUGACGUUUAAUUAAUUUUAACUUAGUUGCAUUUUAUUAAUUAUUUAAUUAUCCAUGUGAAGAGAAUCAAUAUGAGAGAGAGAGACCCCCCAGUUGGCGCCGAUCCUCUAAUCAAUCCCGCUAUCAACUGCACAUGUGCUGUUUCUUUCAUCUUCCAGCGUCCCCUCACCGUUGAUUUCAUGAUCUGGAUCUUGAUCCAACGGCCUUGAUCCGGUCAGCCCCAUCUCACAAACCGCACUGGAUCAUUCCCCUCAUCCAUUUUACUUCCGAUCCGCGUAAUAUUCCAGAGACGACGUGCUUACGUGCAAAUGGCACGCAGAAUUAUUCCUCCAACUGGCUUGGUCAGCCAUCCGGCUACGUACCGGACCGAAACAGACCAAGUCAAUCACUCGGCUUUCCAACUAAAUUGAACCGGUACUUAAUGACAAAUGACAAUUCGCAACUUGAAAAAAAGGAUGCAUAACUGGUUCGAUUCAAUCGUGUCGUAUCAAACCGGACAUCGAGUCAGCGACCAUCCCUGGGUUCCAUAAGCUAACAGAAUCGGUUCGGUUCAAAACCAAUCCAGGCCAGUUCAACGUGAAUUAUUUUCCCAUUUAUUAAUGACUCCAAUUUAAAUAUUUAAAUUUUUUAUGUGGUCUCUUCUUCUAUCAUUCAUCUCUUCUCUGAGGAGUCUCCAGCUCUCGCUCACACCUCGCUACUGUCUCGCCACCGACUGCCACGAAUCUCAAAUCACACCCUCGAUUUCCCAUUUAUUUACGAUCCCGCCACUCUUCCAAAUUCCUUCUCGCCUUCCUCUCUCCCAGCUCCGGCGCCCGGCAGGUAGCGCCAUUAUCAAAUCCCACGGUCUUCAUUUUCCCGGUGAGUCGUCCGGCGAUUUCUUCUUUUCCCCGGCCUGGUGGUGGUGACUCGGGGAAACGACGAGUCAAUAUGCUGGAAAAGUGCAUCGGCCAGCAGCGGGUCCGCCGGAUCCAGCGCGCGGCGCGGCAGGCGAAAAUCACAUUCCUCUGCCUCUUCAUGACCGUCGUCGUCAUGCGCGGGAUGCUCGGCGCCGGCAAGUUCGGUACUCCGGCGCAGGACCUCGACGACCUGACGACUCACUUCUACGCGGCCAGGAAGCACGGUGAGCCCCACCGCGUGCUCGUCGAGGCGCAGCCGGAGAACGAGAACGGGAGCGAGAACGAUCCGAAGAACUACGCGACGUUCGACUUCAACAAGAUCUUGAAAGACGAAGGAGGCGAGGAAGAGAAGCCAGAUCCGAACAAGCCGUACACGCUGGGGCCGAAGAUUUCCGAUUGGGACGAACAGCGAGGCGAGUGGCUGAAGAGAAACCCUAAUUUCCCCAAUUUCAUCAGGGAGAACAAGCCGCGGGUGCUGCUGGUGACCGGAUCUUCCCCCAAGCCAUGUGAGAAUCCGGUCGGCGACCAUUACCUCCUGAAAUCGAUUAAGAACAAGAUCGAUUACUGCCGGCUCCACGGGAUCGAGAUCUUCUACAACAUGGCCCUGCUCGAUGCGGAAAUGGCUGGGUUUUGGGCCAAGCUGCCGUUGAUUAGGAAGCUGCUGCUGUCGCAUCCGGAGGUUGAGUUUCUAUGGUGGAUGGACAGUGAUGCGAUGUUCACCGACAUGGCGUUCGAGCUGCCGUGGGAGAGGUACAAGGAUGUGAAUCUAGUGAUGCACGGUUGGAACGAGAUGGUUUACGAUCAGAAGAACUGGAUUGGGUUGAACACAGGUAGCUUCCUGCUGAGAAAUAAUCAGUGGGCGUUGGAUCUUCUCGACGCCUGGGCGCCCAUGGGGCCUAAAGGGAAGAUUAGGGACGAAGCUGGGAAAAUCCUUACACGGGAGCUGAAAGGAAGACCUGUUUUCGAAGCCGAUGAUCAGUCUGCCAUGGUUUAUCUGCUUGCCACGCAGAGGGAUACUUGGGGGAACAAGGUAUAUUUAGAGAGUGGGUACUAUUUGCACGGUUACUGGGGGAUUUUGGUUGAUAAGUACGAGGAAAUGAUCGAGAACUACCACCCGGGAUUCGGCGAUCAUCGAUGGCCAUUGGUGACCCAUUUCGUGGGUUGCAAGCCUUGUGGGAAAUUCGGGGACUACCCGGUGGAGAAAUGCUUGAAGCAAAUGGAUCGUGCCUUCAAUUUCGGUGAUAAUCAGGUUCUUCAGAUAUAUGGGUUCACCCACAAAUCUCUGGCCAGUAGGAGAGUGAAGCGGGUUCGUAACGAGACGGGCAAUCCUCUCGAAGCGAAGGACGAUCUCGGGUUGAUGCACCCUGCUUUUAAAGCUGUGAAGGUCGAUGAUUCUACAAUGUAAUUGCUUCUGUUUCUUCAGCUUGUGGUGGUAGUGGGAUGGCAAGGCAACAGAUCAAAAAGUUUAUUGUAUUCCCUUGUUUACACCUUUUGUGAUUCUUGUUUUGUUAAUUUAGUUCCAUAUCUUUUUUUGGGCCUUCCUCAAGGAGAUGUACCAAAUUUUUGGAAAAGAAACAGUGGUGGGGAAAGUGAAAAGAACAGAGAUUUGCCAAUCUUACUGUUUGUUAGAAAGAGCUAUAGUGUAUGUGGAUGAGAUUGUUCCUCUCUGGUGUGUUGGAAAUUUGGAUUGUAGCUGUCUGCAUUUGGCUUAGAAAGGUUUGCUUUACCCUCAGUAGCUAUCAGAUCAGAUUAGUGCUUGGCCUAGAGAGCUAUAUCUCUUACUUGGUGUGCUGCUGAUGUGCAAUUAUGUUGUUAGGCUGAAUGUCUUAUGAGAGUGGUUCUGUAGAGUAUGGAAUACGAGUUCGGUUUUUCGGGUUGUUAAGUUCAGUCAGUUACUGAAGGGCAGUUAUUGUUGUUUGAGCUAGUUUAGGAAGGAUGAUCUGGUUGAAGGUCUGACUCUCCUGAGCUGGAGUUUCUUUUGUGUGAACUGGAGCUUGUUAGUCUGGGAGCAUUGGUCUCCGAAACCGUCUUUGUAAUAUACCAGUCUACGAGCCUCGCUGGGAAAUGCAGCCCUCAGCCAUGGCCUUCGAGUUUCAUCGUCAUCAUUUUCUGGCUGUUGGCCGAACUUCCAUACAAAGGAGAGCAAGUAGAUGCAAAGUCUGGUGGAAGGGUUGUUGAUUAGCUUGUUCUGCUCUUCGUAUUUGCAGGCAAAGCGCCUUCCUAUGUUCUUUCAAGCUGGAGUGUUGAUUGCAUAAAGAGUUUGGACUGGGAACCAAACAGUUCCUUGAGCUUUACUCCUCUAGCUCAGCUGUAAACGCUAUCUAGAUGUACGUCACUGUUGAAGAAGGUUUGUCGGAUUUUGUGAUGAUGAAAAUAGGACUUGAUUCUCAUUGAUAAUCCUAUCAGCUAAUAUACAUGGCCAGACGAGGGAAAGUAGCAACAGAAAGAUAACAGAAAGCUUGGUAAAAUACCUCGAUUAUUUUUAUUUCUAGAAAAUACUUCAGAUAACACUAAAUUAUCAGAAUUGUGAGAGCUAUAAUACUUAAUUAAUAAUUCCCGUGUUAUUGAACUCUAUUAUAUGUGUAUUCGGUACCACUUAAAUUUAUUGUUAAGUGUAUUUUAUUAAAAAUGAUAGAAUAUUUUUAGAAAUUUCGUUUUCUAAAUUUAAGAUUUAGUGCUUCUACUUUUUUAUUGUAAAUAAUAUUUUGGAUUUAUGAAAAAUAUCUUUUUUAUUAUUUAGUUGGAAUCCUCUUUUGAAAACUCUAUACCAAACCAAUUUUUGAAUAGUAAAUUUAGAAUCAAUUA
Messenger RNA from Linum trigynum, 4439 nucleotides. The record is from the annotation of a GenBank genome assembly. NCBI's taxonomy places the organism in Eukaryota, Viridiplantae, Streptophyta, Magnoliopsida, Malpighiales, Linaceae.